This is a messenger RNA of Darwinula stevensoni, 826 nucleotides long. The record is from the annotation of a GenBank genome assembly. Lineage: Eukaryota; Metazoa; Arthropoda; Ostracoda; Podocopida; Darwinulidae.
CUUACUUGUGUCGAAACGAAGAUCCACGCACCUCUGAAACGAUCGACUGGAUCGGGUUUCGAACACUCGACGUUCUGCAGGGGGUGAAGGGGAAUUAUUUUGUUUGGAGAAAAAAUAAGGACGGUGCUGUGAAGUCUGACUCAUUCCUGUUCGUAGUCGACCUGCAAUUGCAAAUUCUUUUUUUUUUUCCCCACAUAAAUCGGCUCCAUGAGAGGGUUUCCCGUAGCCAGCAUGGCUGUGCAUGGUCCUUGUGAAUGAGCUAGUGAAUUUCCAGAUCCUUCCUCAAGGGCGUCACCACGUCUCGCCAUUUCUAUCGGCGUCAAUCUCCCCCACCGAGCAUUUGGGGGGUAGUCGCCGACAUCGAGCCGAGACGUGAGGAGAAUGGCCCAGGCCGACGCCGAGCUCGGGGACAUAGACGCGGAGCUCUGCUGCGGAUUAGAGCGGAUGCGCCUGAACGACAGCCCAACGGGCAAGAAGACUUUGGAAGAAAUCCCUGUCUUUGUGGAACAAAAUGAGAAGAAUCAUGAAGCCAAUGAUGCCAAAGCCCUAACUUCCCGGAACGUUGUUGAAAGAAAACAGGUUAUUGGCGACAUUAUCAAGUUGAUUACCCAGGAAUCCAUGGAGAAGCAACGCAUUGCCACCCUUCUGGAGGAGAUUCAGGUCGACUUGGCCUGUCUCAAGAGGCAGUUCAAGGAUAAUGGCAAAUGAAACCUCAUCAAUAUGUCCUGGGAAAUGUAAUUCAAGUAUACAGGAAAGAUGAUAUUUUGGUUCUCAGAUUUAUCCAUUAGUUCAGAUAUGUGAAAAUAAAACUUGGAAUCAGAGGGGA